Molecule: messenger RNA, 699 nt
Organism: Tilletiaria anomala UBC 951
Lineage: Eukaryota; Fungi; Basidiomycota; Exobasidiomycetes; Georgefischeriales; Tilletiariaceae
Product: bacterial bifunctional deaminase-reductase
Exons: 3
Biological process (GO): riboflavin biosynthetic process
Molecular function (GO): 5-amino-6-(5-phosphoribosylamino)uracil reductase activity
Source: RefSeq, a predicted model, not a curated record
UCGCCGGCAACCACCGCGGAUCGACCACGGGUGACGCUCACGUUUGCCCAGUCGCUCGACGGCAAGAUCGCGGGCGAACAUGGAAAACAGGUGGCCAUUAGCGGAAAAGAGAGCCUCAAGAUGACUCAUGUGAUGCGGGCAAUGCACGACGGGAUUCUUGUCGGUAUUGGUACCCUGCUCAAUGAUAAUCCACAAUUGAAUGCACGGCAGCUUGCCAGCCCACCUGCUUUGGAUGGCCUUCCCAGACCCAUCGUUCUAGAUAGCACAUGCCGCACGCCUCCCGACUGUAAGGUCAUCCGCAAUGCUCAAACUGGCCAAGGGAAGGCACCUUUGAUCGUGUGCCGUGCCGCGGAUGCCUCAGUCGACUCACAGGAGCACGAACGGAGACUCGCUUUGCAAGCUGCUGGAGCCACUGUAGCUGACGUGCCUGCAGGUGCAUCAACAAGAGAUUGGCCCUCCGUGCUGAAGACGUUGUACGAGCACGGAAUCCGCUCUGUUAUGAUCGAAGGCGGUUCCGAAGUCAUCAGCAGCUUGCUACAGGCACAUGCGAUGCUGACAGUGCAAGUGGACGCAUUAGUGGUCACCAUCGGCAAGACCAUGCUGGGAAAGGAGGGAGUCGGGUACGAAGGCAUCGGGUUACACGACCUUAUCCAUCACUGCACGCGUGAAUUCGGGCAGGACAGUGUAAUUGCCUUCAAA